GCGACAAGCCCUUGUGCGUGGGGAAGAAGACGAAGAAGAAGAAGAGGAGAGAGAGAGAGAGAGAGAGAGAGAGAGAGAGGAGGAGGAGGAGGAAACAAUGGAGAAGUACUUUGGUAACGCGUACAGGGGUGACCCGGGGGUGCCCCACACGGACCCGGAGCGCUUCGUCAACAUAUGGAUCGGCUCCUUCGCCUUCUCCGCUCUCACCUGGUUCAAUCCCUACAUGUGGCAACUCUCCAACCAGUUCAACUGGCAUGAUAAGGCUAUGAUGUUUGAACACUACCAUUGGAAGAAAGCCAUGGAGAAGAAUCAGCCAUAUCAGUUCAAGUGGAACCAGUACAUGACCAAGCCAUUGAGGGACUCCUACUACUACAACUGGCCUGUCUACUUCGCAUAGCUUUCUUUAUUAGCUGCUUUGUUGUUCUAAACCAGCUACUACAGAGAAGUUGGCUUUAUGUCCGUAGGAUUAAAUAGAUAAAACUUCAUAUGCACAAUGGUGUUUGUCCUUUAAAAAUACUCUGUGAUGUUUCACUUUGGCUAUAAUUGUUGGUUUUGUGUUAGUCUUAAAUGUUAUAUGUGAUCUUUGUUUUCGUCUCA
This is a messenger RNA of Ananas comosus (pineapple), 597 nucleotides long. RefSeq lists its product as uncharacterized. The record is from RefSeq and is a predicted model, not a curated record. The transcript has 3 exons. NCBI's taxonomy places the organism in Eukaryota, Viridiplantae, Streptophyta, Magnoliopsida, Poales, Bromeliaceae. Bases 98 to 397 code for a protein of 99 amino acids.